Messenger RNA from Cooperia oncophora, 339 nucleotides. The record is from the annotation of a GenBank genome assembly. NCBI's taxonomy places the organism in Eukaryota, Metazoa, Nematoda, Chromadorea, Rhabditida, Trichostrongylidae.
AUGAAUCAGUUUGCAUUGAAAGCUCAGAUUCUGAGUCAGCUAAAAACAGGAGAAGAAGAUGGUGAGCAGUUGGAGAAGCCGACCCGCUCUCUAAAAAUCAAAGACGGCUACAGUUCCGACGACUCGGAUGGUGAAGACGAUGAUCGGAAUGAUGAAGAUGGAGCAGUGAAAAAGAAGGAAGGCACCUCCAAGAAGAAGAAAGUGCACGAAAAGCCGAAAAAGGAUAAACGCCAACGGGUAGAGAAUGGUGACGAAGUGGCAAAAUAUGAGUCCUCCGAUGGUGAAGAUGAAGGAAGGGAAUAUGACUACAUGUCGGAUAGUGGUUCGGAUUCCGAGUGA